CUGUUGGGCAAGGCGACCGAGCUGGAGCGGCAGGUGGAGGAGUCGCGACGCCAGGCUGAGUACCACGAACGGGCGAAUCAGAGGCUGAGGGAGGAGCAUGAGCGGCGUGAGCGUGAGCUGCUGGAGCAGAUGCGCAAGCGUGAGGCGGAGGUGGAGAGUGUCCGGCGGCGGAAGGACGCUGAGGUGCUGAGCGGCCAGGAACAGCUCCGAAAGACGAUGGCAGACCUUGAGCGGGAGCGCUGCGAGCGUGAGGAGGCGCUGCGUGUGCUGAGCGAACGUCAGGAGCAGCUGAACGCUGCUCUGCACGACUCGCAGCAGUCGGAGGCGCAGCGCACGGAACUCCAGCGACAGAACGCGGAGCUUGCAGAGCGCAUGCACCAGCUUGAGUCCGAGCGUGAUACACAGCGGCGCCUGCUGUGCGACCUGGAGCGCUUCCGCGACGAGCGGGACGACUUGGAGAACGCUGUGUUGCUGCUGCGCACGGAGGUGGAGGAGAUGGAUCUGCGCCACGAUGACACGGUGUACCACCUGCUCUCGGUGAUGAGCCUACGCGAUGAGUGCGUUGACGGGCUGGUGGCGAGGCUCGGCGUUGAGCACGAGUACCAGCUGAACCAGAGCGCACACUGGUACGCUGACGAGAGUGCUGCAGCGGAGCGCCGCUACGAGGCAGAGCUGGCAGAACGGCAAUCUGCGCUGGCGACAGUGACCGAUGCGCUAGGCGACCUUCGACGCCAGCUUGACGAGUCAGCGAUAGCCCAACGAAGUUUGCGUGUCAGCCUCGAGACGGCUGAAAAGCAGAGUGCGGCGCUGCGUGAAGAGCAGCGAGUGAUGGAGGAGAUGAAGGCCUGCGUUGAGAGCAGCCUGAAGGCCGUGACUGCGGAGCGUGACGGGCUGAAGGAGGAGCUGUCAGCUACGAAGGAUGAGCUGACGACCCAGCUGUGCCUCUUGGAGGAGGCUAAGGAUCGUCAGCUCGUCUUUCAGUCCGUAAAUCUACAGAGUAAUGGCAUCAUGACUUAUCUCUAUGCUGGCCGCCUCCUUCUGUGUGGUGUGAAGAUGGCGAGUCGGUUCCUCCUUCGUCGUCGAAACCAGUGCUCCUUGAUGCAGGUAAAGGCCUGCGUUGAGAGCAGCCUGGAGGCCGUGACUGCGGAGCGUGACGGGCUGAAGGAGGAGCUUUCUUCCACGAAGGAUGAGCUGACGGGCCGGCUGCGCUCCAUGGAGGAGACGAAGGCCUGCGUUGAGAGCAGCCUGGAGGCCGUGACUGCGGAGCGUGACGGGCUGAAGGAGGAGUUUUCUUCCACGAAGGAUGAGCUGACGGGCCGGCUGCGCUCCAUUGAAGAGGCGAAGGCCGGCGUUGAGAGCAGCCUGGAGGCCGUGACUGCGGAGCGUGACGGGCUGAAGGAGGAGCUGUCAGCUACGAAGGAUGAGCUGACGGGCCGGCUGCUCUCCGUUGAAGAGGCGAAGGCCGGCGUUGAGAGCAGCCUGGAGGCCGUGACUGCGGAGCGUGAC
Molecule: messenger RNA, 1506 nt
Organism: Trypanosoma grayi
Lineage: Eukaryota; Euglenozoa; Kinetoplastea; Trypanosomatida; Trypanosomatidae
Product: kinesin K39
Exons: 1
Source: RefSeq, a predicted model, not a curated record